Messenger RNA from Adineta steineri, 756 nucleotides. The record is from the annotation of a GenBank genome assembly. NCBI's taxonomy places the organism in Eukaryota, Metazoa, Rotifera, Eurotatoria, Adinetida, Adinetidae.
AUGAGAAUUCAUACAUUACUCAUCAUUUGGAUAUUAUUACUUUUUACAAUUAUACAUGGAAAUACAUCAAAACAAUCGAAAAAUAAAGCAAAUAAAUUAAUACAAAAUAGGUGUGACAAAUUAUAUGGUGAGGAUCUAUCUCUAACAGAAAAUCGACAAUGGAAAUAUUUUUGUGAAAAAUGGAUUACAUCAGCACGUCAUCAUCAACAACAACGACAACAACAACGAAGUAAAAGUAUAGUAGAUGAAUCACAUAAGCGAAAAUUUCAUAAACCACGCAGUUUUCGAUCACGUCGUAGUAGGAAAAACUCUCAUACUUAUAGCCGAAGUAGCAGUAGCAGUCGAACAUCAUCGUUUGUUAGUCGAUAUCGUAAUAUACGUACUGGUGCAAUUGUAUCUCGUCCAACUGGAUGGUUAUGGAGUCGAACUCGACAUGUUUUCCUUCCGAUAUCUCGAUCCUAUUACUAUCGUUCUUCAUCUAAUCGAUAUACAACACCAACUACUAAUUCACAAAGUUAUUAUUAUUGUACAUCGAAUAGUAGUAAUUCUAUAGAAAUUCAAUGUAAUACUAUUAAUAAUGACUCGCAAUGUUGUGAAGAUGAAACAGCUCAUCAAGUUUUUUGUUGUGGUGGUGAAAUUGAUGCUGAUUAUAUAGCGGAUUUGAGUCAAGCAACAAAAAGAUUAUCACAACUUUUUUAUACUUUAUCAGCAAUUGCAUUAUUUAUGCAUCUAUUUAUGAAACGAUUGUAUCAAUAA